Molecule: messenger RNA, 3421 nt
Organism: Ceratosolen solmsi marchali
Lineage: Eukaryota; Metazoa; Arthropoda; Insecta; Hymenoptera; Agaonidae
Gene: Prp5
Product: pre-mRNA processing factor 5
Exons: 9
Coding region: 132-3239 (1035 amino acids)
Molecular function (GO): ATP binding; nucleic acid binding; RNA helicase activity
Source: RefSeq, a predicted model, not a curated record
GUGGCGAACCUCUAUGGCGGUUUUUAUCUCCGUAUUUUUCAAGAUUAAUUAAUAAAAGUAUAAACAUAAAUAAAAAAUGGCUUAUGAAUGACAGUUACUGAUUACUUUAAUUAACGAAAGAAAUUUUUAAAAUGGUUCGAAGUAGUGACAAGGAUAGACAUCAUCGAAGAAGAUCUCGUUCUAGAUCAAGAUCUCGUUCCGCUACACCAGAAAAAAAGAGGAGACGUUCAAGGAGCAGAGAUCGAGAUAGGGACAGAGAAAAGACACGUCAUAGAGAUAGACGUAGUCGUUCUCGUGAAAAAGAAAGAGAAAGAAGUGAUCGAAGAGAACGAUCUGACAGAGAUAGGGAUCGUGACAGAGAUAGGAAAAGUGGAGACAGUAAAGAAAAGCGUCUUACAGGCUCAAAAUCUUCUCGAUCUGGUAAAGAACGAUCUAAUAGAUCAAGGUCACGAGAGGGGAAAGACAAGGAUAAAGGUGACAAUGAAGAAUUACCAUUUGAUCAUACAAAACUUGAUAAAGAAGAAGAACAGAAGCGUUUAGAAUUAGAGAUGCAGAAAAGAAGGGAAAGAAUUGAAAGGUGGAGAGCAGAGAGAAAGAAAAAAGAAUUAGAUGCCACUAAAAAGGAUGGAAAGUCAACAAUGUUAGCCAAUUUACAGUUGCCUACAGCAAAAAAAUGGUCUCUUGAAGAUGAUAGUGACGAGGAACCUCCCAUUGUUUUGAAUAAAGACAUAAAAGAAGAAAAUGUAAAAGAAGAGAAUGAAGAGGAAAAAGUUGAAAUUAAAAAGGAAAACGAAGAGGAAAUUGAUCCAUUAGAUGCUUUUAUGGCAGAAGUGCAAGAAGAAGUUAGAAAAGUAAACAAGAUUGAUAAUAAGGCUGUGAAGCCAGGUACUAAUAAUAUAGUAGCCCCAUCAACUGGAGGUGUUGUUAUUGUUACUGGGGUAGCAAAGAAAAAGGUACAAAAACAAAAAGGCGAAUUAAUUGAACAGAAUCAAGAUGGUUUGGAAUAUUCAAGUGAAGAAGAAGGAGAAAAUCUUCACGAAACAGCUGCUGGAAUUGCAAAUAAACAGAAGCGUGAAUUGGCUAAAGUUGAUCAUAAUGCUACGGACUAUAUACCAUUUACAAAGGCUUUUUAUCGUGAAGUUCCUGAAAUAGCACGUAUGACAUCUGACGAAGUAGAACUGUACAAAGAGGAGCUUGAAGGCAUUCGCGUAAAGGGUAAGAAUUGUCCAAAACCCAUAAAAUCGUGGGCGCAAUGCGGAGUUUCAAAGAAGGAGCUCGAUGUACUGCGAAAGCUCGGUUAUGACAAGCCGACGCCCAUUCAGUGUCAAGCGAUACCAGCGGUGAUGUCGGGCAGGGAUUUAAUUGGUAUCGCUAAGACAGGCAGCGGCAAGACCCUUGCCUUUCUCUUGCCGAUGUUUAGGCACAUACUGGAUCAGCCGCCUCUCGCCGACGGCGAUGGACCCAUUGCCCUGAUUAUGACACCAACCCGUGAACUAUGCAUGCAAAUUGGAAAGGAUUCGAAGAAGUUUACCAAGAGUCUUGGGCUGUCGCAUGUCUGUGUUUAUGGAGGCACCGGUAUUUCCGAACAAAUUGCCGAGCUGAAAAGGGGUGCAGAGAUCAUUGUGUGCACUCCUGGAAGAAUGAUCGACAUGUUGGCGGCAAAUAAUGGAAGAGUGACAAAUCUCAGGAGGGUUACGUACGUUGUACUAGACGAGGCCGACAGAAUGUUUGAUAUGGGCUUCGAACCGCAGGUCAUGCGAAUAAUGGAGAACGUUCGACCGGACCGGCAAACCGUUUUAUUCAGUGCGACAUUUCCCCGACAAAUGGAGGCCUUGGCCCGUAGAAUUCUCACAAAACCUGUGGAAGUGCAAGUAGGUGGUCGAUCGGUGGUGUGCAAAGACGUGGAGCAGCACGUGGUAGUGCUCGAUGAUGACCAGAAGUUUCUGAAGCUGCUAGAGAUACUCGGUCACUAUCAGGACAAGGGUUCAACGAUAAUUUUUGUGGAUAAGCAGGAGAACGCGGAUACGCUACUCAAGGACCUUAUGAAGGCCUCUUAUUCGUGCAUGUCCUUACACGGGGGCAUCGAUCAGUGUGAUAGGGAUUCAACGAUACUAGACUUUAAGGCGGGGCGGGUAAAGCUUCUGGUGGCAACGUCAGUAGCUGCAAGAGGUUUGGACGUGAAAAGCCUCGUACUGGUGGUUAAUUACGACUGUCCUAAUCAUUAUGAGGAUUAUGUGCACAGGUGUGGUCGAACUGGUAGAGCUGGAAAUAAGGGUUAUGCGUACACGUUUAUCACACCAGAGCAAGAGCGCUACUCGGGCGAUAUCUUACGGGCGUAUGAACUCGCGGGUGUACCGGUGCCGGAGCCGUUGCGUCUUCUUUGGGAAGGUUAUAAGAGCCGACAGGAGGCUGAUGGCAAGAAGGUCCACACGGGUGGUGGGUUUAGUGGCAAAGGUUACAAGUUUGAUGAAUCUGAGGCGGCUCUCGCCAAUGAGAAAAAGAAAUUCCAGAAGGCGGCUCUUGGCCUCCAAGACUCAGACGACGAGGACAUCGAGAAUGAUAUCGACCAGCAAAUCGAGACAAUGUUACAGGCCAAGAAGAUUGUCCACGAGAUGCCAAAAUCCGCGGCAGGAGCGACAGGUAUGGCUGGAGCCGGCAGUCAGGCGGUUCCCAGUGCUACGGAAAAGCUCGAACUCGCGAAAAAACUUGCAUCGAAAAUCAAUACUGCCAAGAACCUCGGUGCCGAGGCUAAGGGGGCGACUCAGCAAGUUGCUGAGGCAAUCCUUAAGGGGGCCGGGCCAACCAAUUUAAUUACGGCAAAGACAGUGGCGGAGCAAUUAGCGGCCAAACUAAACACGAAACUAAAUUACCAGCCACGGGAAGAGGAUUUGAUCGAGGGUGAGGGAGAGCCCGGUGAACAGACCUUCCGCAAGUACGAGGAGGAGCUCGAGAUAAAUGAUUUCCCACAGCAGGCAAGAUGGCGAGUAACCAGUAAGGAGGCUCUCGCUCAGAUAUCUGAGUACUCAGAGGCCGGCCUUACGGUACGCGGCACUUAUAUAGCUCCGGGCAAGCCACCCCCUGAUGGCGAACGCAAACUUUAUCUAGCAAUCGAGUCGACGAGUGAGCUUGCAGUAAGUAAAGCCAAGGCUGAAGUUUCCAGGCUCAUCAAGGAAGAACUUAUAAAACUCCAAGCCUCUGGCGCCCACACUGCUUCACGCGGACGCUAUAAGGUUCUUUAAGAAAAUGCGAUUUUCGUCCUCAGACUUGGGAGGCUCGCCAGCAAGAAUUUCGAGUUCAUGGACGAUUGCAAGCACGUGAACCCACUUGGACGUCAAAAGACAUUCCUGCACUCUUUGUACAAAUUAAUAAUCUCUUGUUUUCCUGUCUGUUUUUCGAAAUUUUUGUGGCAAACGUGCUUACA